Hirsutella rhossiliensis is the source of this 225-nucleotide messenger RNA. RefSeq lists its product as uncharacterized. The transcript has 3 exons. NCBI's taxonomy places the organism in Eukaryota, Fungi, Ascomycota, Sordariomycetes, Hypocreales, Ophiocordycipitaceae. Bases 1 to 225 code for a protein of 74 amino acids. The record is from RefSeq and is a predicted model, not a curated record.
AUGAAGUCCCUCCUCGCCGCCCUCCUCGCCGCCCUCGUCGUCGGCGCCGCCGCCGCCCCCGCGCAGCAGGCCUCGCAGGCCCACCGCAUCGACUCGAACCGUCGCUUCUUCUGCCCCAAGCGCGUCCAGGCCUUUUGCAGCGCCUCCAACAUCCACUCGGGCUGCACCUUUGGCGGCACCUUUCGCUCCGACGCCAUGGACACCUGCCGCGAUUGCACUUGCUAA